ACCUUCAUCUCGCCCGUUUUCCGAACCGAACGAAAAAAGAAUCAAAAGACGAACGAAUGAACGAACGAACGAGUAAACUUCCGCAUUCCACUGGAUCGCGAACGAAUAAGUGAACGAGCAAGCGAUCACUUGCCGAUGUAAAUACAGCUGUGAAAAUUACAAAAAUAUAGCCAUGGAACAUUCAGAUUUAGUAGCAGAAAUGGUACAUGUAGAAAGGUUAACAACACAAGAAAGAUUGCAUUUGGCUCGUCACAGAAGACUCCAACAAUUGAAAGUAUGGCGUCAACGUGAAAAAGAAUGGCUACGACAUCAAACCAGACAUACAAGUAACAAACGUCACAUAUAUUUUAGUGACAGUGUAAUGCUAUUAGAAGCUGCAGCAAGAAAUGACAUUGAUGAAGCAUAUGCUUUAGUGAGGCGACUCUUGAAAAAAGGAGUAAAUCCAGAUUCAACUAAUGAAGAUGGACUGACCGCUUUACAUCAGUGUUGUAUAGAUGACAAUGAAGAAAUGAUGAAAUUACUAAUCGAGUUUGGAGCAAAUGUUAAUGCAGAAGAUAGUGAAAAAUGGACACCAUUACAUGCUGCUGCUACCUGUGGUCAUUUACACUUAGUUAAAAAUCUCAUUGCUAGAGGUGCCAAUUUAUUAGCUGUGAAUGCUGAUGGUAAUAUGCCUUAUGAUAUUUGUGAAGACGAAAAAACAUUAGAUUGCAUUGAAGGAGAAAUGGCAAGACGAGGUGUUACUCAAGAAUUAAUAGAUGAAACUAGGGCUUCAAUAGAAGUUCAAAUGUUACGAGAUUUACAAAAUAUAGCUUCUAUAGGUGGUGAUCUAGAAUAUAAAGAUCAUCAAGGUGCUACACCUCUUCACAUUGCAGCUGCAAAUGGUUAUUUAAGGGUAGUUGAAUUUCUUUUAGACCAACAUGUUUCAACUGAUGUCGAAGAUAAUGACAAAUGGCAACCAGUUCAUGCAGCUGCUUGCUGGGGCCAUUUGGAAGUUCUUGAGUUACUAGUACAAAAUGGAGCUGAUCUAAAUGCAAAAAAUAAACACGAUGAAACGCCAGCUGAUAUCUGCGAAGAUCCGGAAAUUAGAGAAAGGAUAGUAGAACUUAAAACAGAACAAGAAAGUAAACGAUUGCGAGAAGCACAGGGAAGACGGGUACGCAGAUCUCAAAGUAUAAAUACACGUACUCAAAGCGUAAGAAGAACUUCGAUAAGGGAUAAGGUUUUGACUACAAAAAAGGAUGCUCAAGAAGAAGCUCGUCUUAGAUUACAAGCGCAACAGACAUACGUUGGCGGUUCGACUACGAAUGUUCCACAAUCGGAAAACGAAGCCAACGUACGAGAAAAUACAAGUAGCGAAACAGAUUCUAAUGUACCACCAACAGCUGCACGUAAAGCUCCUGAGGGGAAGGAUAAUGAAUCUUUCCUUCACGAGGACGUCGAUAAAGAAUCAGUUUUCUAUAUCACUUUCUUAUUUCUUUAAACGUAUUUUUCAACACAGCGAUGUAUUAUUUUUUAACUUCUUACGUGAUUGUACGUUCGAAAUUUUCUCUUGUAACAAUUGAAUUAUUUUUAUGUGCUGUGUAUAUAUAAUAUGUUCUUCUUUUUUUAAAAUAUCUUUAUAGCAUAAAAAUAUUUCUCCGAAUUAAACAUUUUGUGGCAAGGGCUAAAUUGCAUUGGCUUAAUUUUCAGUACUUUUUUGCAAAUAAUAUGUUAGCAUUUGGCAAAGCUUAUUGGUCAUUAUUUGUGAAGAGACAUUAUAAUAAGUUUAACAGUUAAAAACCAAGCUCUUGUAAUGUUGUUUUUAUACUUACUACUUAAAAUGUUCUAAGCUUAAACGCACAUUCAUAGUACACAAAUAACUUAAUACUCUCUCUAUAUAUAUACAAGUAGGAUGAAGACUUUUACUGUAACAGUUUCCCAAAAAAUUACUUUGUGAAGUAAAUAAAGUAUUGCAAAUGUAGCUUCA
Molecule: messenger RNA, 1966 nt
Organism: Bombus pyrosoma
Lineage: Eukaryota; Metazoa; Arthropoda; Insecta; Hymenoptera; Apidae
Gene: MYPT-75D
Product: protein phosphatase 1 regulatory subunit 16A
Exons: 9
Coding region: 173-1480 (435 amino acids)
Cellular component (GO): cytoplasm
Molecular function (GO): protein binding; enzyme inhibitor activity; phosphatase regulator activity
Source: RefSeq, a predicted model, not a curated record